Molecule: messenger RNA, 713 nt
Organism: Cololabis saira (Pacific saury)
Lineage: Eukaryota; Metazoa; Chordata; Actinopteri; Beloniformes; Belonidae
Gene: crygn2
Product: crystallin, gamma N2
Exons: 5
Coding region: 46-597 (183 amino acids)
Biological process (GO): visual perception; lens development in camera-type eye
Molecular function (GO): structural constituent of eye lens
Source: RefSeq, a predicted model, not a curated record
GUGUGUGUGGUUGUGGGCCAGGUUGGACGACAUCCAGUGGGCGACAUGUCUCAGUACUCUGGGAAGAUCACCUUCUACGAAGGGAAAUGUUUCACCGGCAGGAUGCUGGAGGUCAGAGGGGACUGUGAUAACUUCCAGGACCGUGGCUUCAUGAACAGGGUGAACUCCAUCCGUGUGGAGAGCGGCGCCUGGAUCUGCUUCGACCACCCCGACUUCAAGGGCCAGCAGUACAUCCUGGAGCACGGAGAGUACCCAGAAUUCCAGAGGUGGAACUCCCACAACGACCACAUGGGAUCCUGCAAGCCCAUCCGCAUGCACGGAGAGCACUACCGCAUUGAGCUGUUCGAGGGCUGCAACUUCUCCGGUCAGUGCAUGGAGAUCUGCGACGACGUUCCCUUCCUGCAGAGCCGCGGCUUCUCCAAGAACUGCAUCAACUCUGUCCGGGUCUACGGAGACGGCGCCUGGGUGAUGUACGAGGAGCCCAACUUCCGCGGACGCAUGUACAUCGUGGAGCGCCGGAACUACGCCAGCCACAACGAGUGGCAGGCCCAGAACCCCAACAUCCAGUCCGUCCGCAGAGUCGUCAACUACUUCUAAAGGUCCAGCGGAGUCCAGCGGAGUCCAGCGGCGUCCCUCGCUACCACUCUGAGCAGCGCUGUAAUCAUGUACAAUAAAUAAACCCAGACUGAUGAGAAAACAGCUUUUUUAUCAAA